AUGGCAUCCAUCACAUCCUCCAUUCGCUCCUCCAUGCUCCGAGGCAGCCGGUUGCAGCUGAGAUCCCUCUCUAGGCCGGCCUUCAACCAGGCCUCCCUCUUCCACACCUCUACAUCCCUCAGAGCCCUGAAGGAAGAAGACAGACAUCGAGAUACACAGGAGGUAUCCUCUGAAGUCGAGAGGGAGAAACACGAGCAUCUCUCUAAACACAAGGAAGGUCAGGGGAAGUGGAAUAACAGUCUUGCUAGCAGUAGUGAGGCAGAUGUCAAAGCGGAUAGAGGGGAGGUAGACAGCGUGGAAACCGAACAGAUGGAAAGGGAGGUGCGGAAGGCCAGGACGAAGAGAGAGACCAAGGAGACUACUAAGUGA
Messenger RNA from Nannizzia gypsea CBS 118893, 369 nucleotides. RefSeq lists its product as hypothetical. The record is from RefSeq and is a predicted model, not a curated record. The transcript is spliced from 3 exons. Lineage: Eukaryota; Fungi; Ascomycota; Eurotiomycetes; Onygenales; Arthrodermataceae. Bases 1 to 369 code for a protein of 122 amino acids.